This is a messenger RNA of Juglans microcarpa x Juglans regia, 555 nucleotides long. Its product is annotated as elongation factor Tu, mitochondrial-like. The transcript has 6 exons. Gene Ontology annotation, molecular function: GTPase activity; GTP binding; translation elongation factor activity. The record is from RefSeq and is a predicted model, not a curated record. Gene Ontology annotation, cellular component: mitochondrion. Gene Ontology annotation, biological process: mitochondrial translational elongation. The coding region runs from base 1 to 555 and encodes 184 amino acids. Lineage: Eukaryota; Viridiplantae; Streptophyta; Magnoliopsida; Fagales; Juglandaceae.
AUGGCUGAGGAAAGCAGCAUCCCCAUUGCUACACUUGCGCUCGUUGGAGAGAACCUAGAGGCAUUGGUUAUGAAACUGUGCUUCUCCUUGGCAUGGCCUCGGCUGGGCUGUAUCAGUAGUGGGAUUGUCCCACAGUGGUGCAACGACAUAGCUGUGGAGGAGUUGUCAUGCAUGGUGGUUCAGGGGGUUGGCAACGUGAAAGGCAGGUACCAGCCUCCUUUACCAGUGGAACAGGUGCUAGCAAAAGAAGGGAAAGCUAAGGCUGUUGCGUUCGAUGAAACUGACAAGGCUCCAGAAGAGAAAAAGAGAGGAAUUACAAUUGCAACGGCACUUGUGGAGUAUGAAACAGCUAAGCGACACUAUGCACAUGUAGACUGUCCAGGACAUGCAGAUUAUGUUAAGAACAUGAUUACGGGUGCUGCACAAAUGGAUGGGGGUAUUCUCGUUGUAUCUGCCCCCGAUGGCCCCAUGCCGCAAACCAAGGAACAUAUUCUGCUUGCUCGCCAGGUUGGUGUGCCAUCACUUGUGUGUUUUCUAAAUAAGGUCGAUGCUUAG